CAAUUCUUUCCAACAGCAUCUCUCCAUUCGCCAUUAUACCCUCACCCUCGACCAUGGUGCGAAUCCACACACGGGUUGCUGGCAGGUGCACGACAACGACAACAUAGUCCGCCGCAUCCUCAGACCUCGUUGCAUUACAGCUCGUCGUCAGCAUGACCAGCUACGGUGAUGGCCCUCCUCUCGCCUACUCAGUGCCCGACUGGCCUGCGCUCUACUACCCCGUCCGCGCAGUACCCGGUGAGGCCCAGUACCUCUACUACCUAUCCGACAUCUAUCGAUUCGUCGUGUACUGGACCCUAAUCUGUGUCGGGUCGGCGCACCUCUCUGUUGCCAUUUGGGCAGUUCUCAUGCAGUUCAGCUCUGCGAAUCAACGACGCAAGUACCUCAAGACCCCCGCAGGAAAAAGUCUCAGUAGCAAGAACAAGAAGCUUUUAGGAGAAUACCCUCUGGGUGAGACGUUGGGCUGGGUCUGGCUAAUACCACUGGUCUAUAUUGUGAUUGGCGGUUUGGAGGCUUUGUUUGCGGGCAGCUUCGUGGGCUUAAUACUGGGUGCUGUCUAUAAUGCAGGUUAUUUCAGCAUGAGUACAUGGACUCCCCUGUUGUGGGGAGUCAUCAUCAUGUUGGUUCUGGUGGUCAGCAGUUUCAGAAUACACGGUGGCUUAUAGAUGAGACGGAAACAUCUCGGAAGUCGUCGGCGCCCGGGGGGAACAAGAUGUGAGCGAUAUUCAGCUCGCAUCCAAGGCCCAUGGUGUGAGGCCUCUAUCAUUACUCGACUUUCUAAGUAGCCCUCUCGAGUUAGGGUGGAUUGAGUAGAGACCCACCAAAGACUAAUAAGCAAUGUCUGAACACAUUCUUGUUCUUAUUAUUGCAUAGGCGCAGCUUUGGGAGCCCUAGAGGAGGUCAAGGAUUC
Messenger RNA from Exophiala mesophila, 910 nucleotides. RefSeq lists its product as uncharacterized. NCBI's taxonomy places the organism in Eukaryota, Fungi, Ascomycota, Eurotiomycetes, Chaetothyriales, Herpotrichiellaceae. The coding region runs from base 153 to 665 and encodes 170 amino acids. The record is from RefSeq and is a predicted model, not a curated record. The transcript has a single exon.